ACAGGUGGCCUGUCACUCAUCUCCCCACCCGAGGUUCCCCAGAUUUAAGUUAACUGAGUCAUGGAGUUGCCCCUCCCGACCGUUCAGUCCAUCGCGGACUGUGCGUCUUUCAACCACACAGUCUUACCGUUCCUUUCUCAAUUAUCCGCCCUUCCCGAGAGGCUGCAGGUGGCGGCGGAGGCCAAAGAUGUGGUCAUCUUGAGGGAUAUCUACCUGUCGACGAACCCCUUCAUUACGGCGCUGGGCUUCUGUCUGGCUAUGUCCGCUUUCUUUUUGGUCUUCUCGGAAAUCAACCGCAACUAUUCCCAGGUGGAUCGCUUCUGGAGUAUCUUGCCCGCCGUCUACAAUGUACACUAUGCGGUGUGGGCGCGCUUGUCGGGGCUCCCGACACAGUCCCUGGAUACUAUCGCCGCCAUCACUGUGCUGUGGAGUCUCCGCCUGACGUUCAACUACUGGCGCAAGGGCGGCUACCAGAUCGGCUCCGAAGACUACCGGUGGGAAGUCGUGAGCGCCAAAGUCAACAACCGCUUCGUCUGGUUCCUGUUCAACAUCGUGUUCAUCAGCCUGACCCAGUCCCUGCUACUGUUGCUCAUCACCGCCCCGACCUACAACUUCCUCCUCCUGUCGCGUCUCCCAUCGCAGCAGACCUUCGAGAUCCCAGACCUGGUCUUCUCGCGCGUCGCCUUCUUCUUCCUGAUCAUCGAGUACUUCGCCGACCAGCAGCAGUGGCACUUCCACCGCGCCAAGCACACCUACCAGAAGGAAGCCCGCAUCCCGGAGUACUACAAGGACCAGUACACGCCCGAGGACCUGGAGCGCGGCUUCGUCGUCAGCGGCCUCUGGUCCCUGUCCCGCCACCCCAACUUCCUCUCCGAACAGGCCAUCUGGCUCUCGCUGUACCUCUGGAACGCCUACCGCACGGAGACCUACGUCCAAUGGACGGGCCUGGGCGUUCUGGGCUACCUCCUCGUCUUCCAGGGCAGCACCCGUCUCACCGAGUCCAUCAGCGCCGGCAAGUACCCCGAGUACAGCGAGUACCAAGCGCGCGUCGGACGCUUCCUUCCCCGGUUCUCCGUGAAGCCCCGGUACAACAAGAAGAAGUCCCGCAAGGCCGUCGCGAACAAGGCGCAGGGAGCCGAACAGGCGGUGACCGAGGAGGGCAAGAAGGCCCAGUAGGGGUGGACGAUUUGGUAGAAUCAUCAAUUUCCUUUUUCUUUCCCAAAUUGGAUU
Aspergillus campestris IBT 28561 is the source of this 1230-nucleotide messenger RNA. Its product is annotated as DUF1295 domain protein. Lineage: Eukaryota; Fungi; Ascomycota; Eurotiomycetes; Eurotiales; Aspergillaceae. Gene Ontology annotation, cellular component: membrane. The record is from RefSeq and is a predicted model, not a curated record. The transcript is spliced from 2 exons. The coding region runs from base 61 to 1176 and encodes 371 amino acids.